Molecule: messenger RNA, 1173 nt
Organism: Bombyx mori (domestic silkworm)
Lineage: Eukaryota; Metazoa; Arthropoda; Insecta; Lepidoptera; Bombycidae
Gene: Snapin
Product: SNAPIN protein homolog
Exons: 3
Coding region: 46-504 (152 amino acids)
Biological process (GO): regulation of synaptic vesicle exocytosis; lysosome localization; endosome to lysosome transport
Cellular component (GO): BLOC-1 complex; BORC complex; synaptic vesicle
Molecular function (GO): SNARE binding
Source: RefSeq, a predicted model, not a curated record
UUACGACAGCAAUGUUUUAAAAAUUGGCUAUAAGGUGGUCACGCGAUGGAUGACACUGAAAGCACAACUACAUCUGCAGAUGAGAACACUGGAAAUUUAUGCGAUAAUCCUACCAGGGACACUUUGGCUGAAGGUUUGUUAGGGCUCCUGAAGCCGACGGUAGAUCAACUGGACGACAGAGUCAAAGCCACAAGAAUAGCACAACUAGAAUUGAAGCAACAAAUAGAUUCGCUCAACGAAGAACUCUUAAAAGUACGAGAGGCACUCAAUAACCAUCCCGACUUGGAUCCAUAUGUGAAAAAACUCAUUGCAGCAAAACAUAAAGUGACAGUAGUCCUGAAUGUUCUGCAAGCUUCUCAGGAUAGAAUAAAUGAAAUAAGGCGAAUGAUUGUAAAAGAAAAGAGUGUACGUACAACUGUUGUACAAACUACACUACAACCAUCACCUCAGGAACCAGAGCAAAGUACGAGCAGUAUUGCCCCAGAGCAAGGCACUAUAAAUUAACUAUGGAAACUCCACAUCAGAACCACAUUGACAAGGCCGAUUUCGAUCACGUAUAUGAACCAGCUGAAGAUAGCUUUCUUCUCAUUGAUGCUAUAGAAAAAGAUUUAGAAAACCUACGGUCUAGGAAUCCUGCUUUGUGCCUUGAAGUAGGCUCGGGUAGUGGUGUUGUAGUAACUGCAUUUGGUAUGGCAUUCCCUUCAACAUUCUGUAUCAGUACAGACAUCAACUUCAGAGCAUGCAUAAUGUCAAAAAAAACUGCGGAAUAUAACAAGGUUAUAUUUGAUUCAGUAAGGAUGGAUCUGGCGAGUUCGUUUGCUGAUAAUAUAUUUGAUAUCAUAAUAUUUAAUCCUCCGUAUGUAGUGACAGAUUCUGAAGAAUGCGGCGGAGAUGAUAUCACAGCCAGCUGGGCAGGUGGGGUCAAAGGGAGAGAAGUAACAGACAGAUUGUUAGAAAUGAUACCAAAGAAAUUAGCUAAAGAUGGUACAUUCUACCUUCUGCUGAUUGAAGAGAACAUUCCAGAUGAGGUAAUCAAUAUUAUGUCUAAUCAUGGAUUUAGAUAUAAAACUGUGGUAAGAAGGAAAGUGAGGAACGAACAACAAAUAGUUUUAAAAUUUUAUAGAAUAAUAUAUUGAAAUAAAUAUAAGAGAAAUAUAUACUAAAUAAUGUUUU